Molecule: messenger RNA, 1727 nt
Organism: Heteronotia binoei (common prickly gecko)
Lineage: Eukaryota; Metazoa; Chordata; Lepidosauria; Squamata; Gekkonidae
Product: butyrophilin subfamily 2 member A2-like
Exons: 11
Coding region: 71-1273 (400 amino acids)
Molecular function (GO): protein binding
Source: RefSeq, a predicted model, not a curated record
AUGAAAAAAUAAAAUAUCAAUAUUGUGAGGAAGAAGAGAAGAUUCAUAAAUUAUGUCUACAUGUUUUUGAAUGUUCAGUAUUGAUACACAGAUUCUUUUUUGCUGUAUGGCUGUUUUCUCCCCACGGAAGACACAGCUGCUAUGGAAUUACUUCCUGCCAUUCCUGCUUAUGAAUCAUUUGACUCUGGGUAACACUAUCAGUCCUCUUAUUAUGCUGGACCAAUAUGAAGGCAGUGGAAUCAGACUUGUCUGCACAUCUGAGAUGUUGUUUCCUGAGAUCCAACUGCUAUGGGUGGAUGGUGAAGGACAGGAACUUCUUGCUGCUCCAGCUGUAGCUACUCCAGACAACAUUACAAGUUCUAUUCUUCUGCAGCCAGGUGCUGGACAUUUUGUGUCCUGCAGAAUUGUUAGUAAAUCCACAAAGACAUCAGCAGGAUCAACUUCUGUCAUCAUUGCAGAUAUCUUCUUUCCAUCCACCUCCCGAUGGAUGAUUGCCUUCUUUGUGAUUGCGGUUCUCGGCACUGUUGUCAUCCUUGCCAUCUAUUAUAUAUUGAAGAAAAACAAUUUGAAGCUAGCUCUUUCAGAUAAUGAACAGAAAGCAAUGGAAGAAGAAAUAGCACGCAUUAAAAUUAUCCUGGGUAAAGAAAAAAAUGAAUCUCAAGAAGCUUUGAAAGUACAAGAUAAUUUUGAGAAAACCAUGGAAGAAUUGGAUUUCAGAAGGGCUGCUUCCCAUGCAGUCAAUAUCACUUUGGAUCCUCAAUGCACACAUCCCAAACUCAUCAUCAAAGAAAAAAAUAGAAUUAAACUGAGUUCUUUGUACUUAGGAUUGAAAGACCUCAAAGGAGCUUUGAUUGCAGUGGCAAAAGAAGGGUUCUCUUCUGGAAAAUUGUACUGGGAGGUGGAAGUGGAAGGUAGAACUUUUUGGGAGCUUGGGGUACUCACUAAGAAAGUAAGAAAAAGACUAGAAAGUGAGACUCUGGAAAAGCCCUUGGAGGAAGGGUAUGUAAGCAUGCAAUGGUUCCAGAAUCAAUACCAUUGCAUUGGAGGAAGUAGCCUAACUGAUGGUCAGAAUGAAGAAUGUGCAGUUGUAGGUGUUUUUCUGGACCUGGAAGAGAAAAUGCUCUCCUUUUACAAUGUUCAGUUAAUGUGUUCAAUUAGGACAAUCCCUGUAGAGUUCUUUGAGAAAAUGUAUCCAUUCUUCAAUCCUGGCAGGGAAGAAAACUUCCUGGGUGUCCGCCCAGUGAGCUCCCCUCCCCGUUUAGCUUCCAUUUGAAGUUAAACCCUGUGUCAGACACUGGAAAGCUUUCAUGAUAUGAUAUGAUGCUGUGUUCAAACUGCAAUGUAUUGCCUGACCUAACUGACAACAUUUUCUAACAUUUGCUACUAACCCCAAAUAGAAACCUUGCAUAUCAAAGUAGAAGUGAAGCUGUUACUAACCCUACUGUGAAUUCCUGUCCUUGACACUAAGAAAGGCAACAACCAUUUGAAGAUAAAAUGCCUCAGGGAGAGCCAGCAGAGCUGUUCCUGUGAGAAUGGGAACCACAACGAGAUAAGAGAAAGUAAAUGUGUGAAAUGUAUCACUCUAGUGUGGGAAUGUAGAUUUGUUUAGAAAACCUUUGAUGUGCAUUUAGUUAAAACAUCUAUGCUCCGUUCCAAGGGCAUCAAUUCCAAUGUAUCCAUGCUCAGAAACUAUGAACUAUCAAAUAAAGUCUUAACAUUGUAACAAA